Colletotrichum acutatum is the source of this 1715-nucleotide messenger RNA. RefSeq lists its product as uncharacterized. The transcript has 2 exons. Bases 187 to 1329 code for a protein of 380 amino acids. The record is from RefSeq and is a predicted model, not a curated record. Lineage: Eukaryota; Fungi; Ascomycota; Sordariomycetes; Glomerellales; Glomerellaceae.
CGCUCCACGCGAUCGCCCAUGAAGCUUCCGCCGCCAGCUUGUGCCUUAACAUCAACUCAGCGUUGACAUUUCCCGCCCAACCCGCUUGAAAAUACACAUCUUUAGAGAGAAGGCCUGCGCGAUGACCGCACCGCUUCUCGCCUCUGAAUUCCCAAGACGAAGACGCGGUCCAUUUGGCUGACCCCAAUGACGCAACCACCGCCAUCAACACCUACACCUCGUCGAUUUUUGCUUUCCAAGAGACCUCCCGGGUCGCAGCAGCAGACACCAGGCAGCGGCCCGCCCGUCUUCGCCGGUAGCCAGCGCUUCCAGCCCACGCCCCGGUUCGCCCCUCCGUCGUCGACUCAGCGACCUCCCGCGACGCCCGUGUUUCCUGUUUCACUCCGACCGUCGAGACACCGAGACCCGAUCCACGAUGCUCUGAAUAGUUCCCCGACAGAUGCGCCCGUCUCGGCGACGCGACCGAUGCUAGGAGCUGGGACGCAGAGGCAGAAUCCCAGGAUUGACAUCGACUCUGACGCCGGUAGCGAUUCGCCGUCGGAGAAUGAGGACCAGGAUGAGCUGCCGCCGAUGGUUGUCGCGGUGAAUGAUUCGAUCGAGAUUGAAUCGGAGCCGCCUAGUGUCCUAUACAGCGAGGCUGAGGAGAGGACACCAAAGAGGAGAAGGAUUUCGGUCUCGCCAGCAUUGAGCUGGCAUGAGGAGCCCAAGGAAGAUGUUGCCAUGGGAUAUGAAGAGGAAGAGCUUGUCCCGGGAGAAAGCGAAUACGGUGACGAGCAGCUGCCAGAUGCCGAUGAUGAGCUUCCCUUCCGCGAGGAUGCGCCCAAGACUGAGGACGACUUGGUUGUUCCUCAGCGCGCUGCAGGAGAUCCGGUCAGGACACAGCCUACCUUUCAUCGCGCCCCCCGUUUCAAGCCGUCCGAAUCCGAAAUCAUCCGACAAGAAGGCCUGCCGGAGGCUUUCUCGCCACAGCGACGAGGCGCAAAGUACGUCGCCGGGGGCCUCGCGGCAGAGCUGCAGACUUGGCUGGCAGAGGUCAAGGGCUGGACAGGCGGCGACCGUCCGGCAGACCUCGUUAUGAGCAUUGCUGUUGACGAAGUUCGUCAUGGAAACAGAAUGUAUCUCGUUCGGGGACGAAGGACUGUGGGUGACGGGGAUGUAAGAGAAGAGAUUGCCGCGCGGCUUAUGCUGGCUGGGGAGGGACACUUGACGGGCCUGGGACACAAGGCCCCUGUCAUCGUAGGUAGUGUCGUUGCGAUCUCCCAGCCUGCGUGGGAGAUUGAGCUUCAGGACGGUAGAUGGAUCGUCGCAUGCGAUUGGGCGGUCUCAUAGAAGAAUCGAUACAGUGAAUACAUCUCAACAACACCGAAUCGCUGCACUUUUGCAAAGUGAACAGGCUUCGUAACAACAUUGUCGUAACAUAGCGUGGAACUGAUUUUGUGAGAUGAGAACUGAAAACGCGGAACCAUAAGAAGCUGCAGUCUGUAACUUCGGUCAGGUUAAAUUGCUCCACGCUUUCUUUCUGGCUGUCUUUGCAUUCACUGAGGUUCAAUUCCAAUCAUCAACCUGCAAUCGGCUAUUUCCGAAAUCUCAGCAGAGGUAUGGAGGAAGUAUACCCCCGCUGAACGCAUAACAUGCCCAAAGGCAUGUACGCCAGUAACCGAUAGGUCAAGUCGAAGCUCCACUUUUACUCAGCAGCUCAGGAGACGUUGAAGGCC